AUGCCGAGCCCCGUUUCUGGUGCUAACCCUCACCCCUCGGCCUUCGGUGUGCGCGCACGGGCCCCCGGCUCUUUCCGCCCCCCAUUCCGGGGGUCUCGCCGCGGGCGGGGGUCCCCUGGCACGGGGCUGCACUCCCGUGCUACCGGCGGCACCGGCGGGCAGCGGGACCCCCGCCCUGCUGACGCAUGCUCACCGUGCCACCCCGCUAACCGGACAGCAGUAGCGCUGAAUCCGGUGCCCAGCAGGGCGGUGGCACUCGGUGGCCGGGCAGGGCCGGGUGUGCCCCAGCCGGUGCCACCGGCAGCACGGUGGCACUCGGUGGCCGGGCAGGGCCGGGUGUGCCCCAGCCGGUGCCACCGGCAGCGCCGCCCGGCGCCGGAGCCGCGGCUGGCGAGCCCCGGGCGCUGCAGCGGUGCCAGCGGGCGCCGCCCCGCAUCCCCUCCUUUCCGAGGAAGCCACUGCAACGAGGCACAGGGGCACUGCUGGCAGCAGGGAGGGUUUGGGGGCGAUGGAGAGAAGGAUGAGGAGCUGCUGGGGAUGAAGGCAGUGCCGACCCUGGUUGGCAGCUUUCUGCCCUUCGCUCUCACCUCCUCUGUGGAGGGCACAGCCCACCGGGACGGGGCCAUCUCAUACACCACGGCCGAUUUGGGACAGGAAGCAGCGGUGGAACGCCGGGCACCUGCCAGGGGAGCCCGUGGUGUGAGCGCCGUGCGCAGGGGCCCCGGCAGCCGCUCCUCCCCAGCCGACGCCGGUCUCGGGUGCUCCCUGCGGGCGCAGAGCUGCGGGCUGUCCCGCGGGGCUCCCGUGGGUGGCGAGUCCUGCAAGUUUUGGAAGGCGUGCAGCAGCAGGAUGGAGAGCAAGCCAGCAGUGAAUGGCCAGGCUGUUCCCGGCUCUCCCGGGAAAGACGUUUCAGGGACAAACCACUUGUGCCAGGACGUGAUGCCGUGCAAACAGCAAAAAGCAGCUGGCAGGGACGCGGGGCCGGAUGCUCCCGGGGAGCCCUCGGAGACAGCUGGCAGCAUUGCAGGCGUCUACGUAGAGGCUUCAAAGAGCAUAAUGAGCUUUUAUGAGGCCACCAGAGAGCACCUGCUGAGCCUGGAUUCGGCCCUCUGCCUCCUCGAGGCGCAGGCAGCCACGGGCUCCAUCUCCGACCCGCUGAGGAGCCGCCGUGUCCCCGUGGCAGAAGCCGUGCGGAUGGGGCUGGUGGGGCUGGAGCUGAAGGAGAGGCUGCUCUCGGCUGACAGAGCUGCUACUGGCUUCGUGGACCCCUACACAGAGGAGAAAAUCUGCCUCUACCAGGCCAUCCAGAAGGAGCUGGUGGGGAGGGAGCAGGGCAUUCGCCUGCUCCAAGCCCAGGUGGCGACUGGAGGCGUCAUCGACCCGGCCACCGGCGGGCGGCUCCCGGCAGCUGUGGCCUGUGAGAGGGGAUGUUUGGAUGAAGAGAUGAGCCAGCUCGUCUCUGACCCCAGCAGUGAGGACAGCAAGGUGUUCCUUGACCCCAGCACGAUGGAGAAGGUCGCUUACUCCGAGCUGAGGAAGAGGUGUGUUGUGGAUCCCGCCUCAGGCUUCCUCCUCUUGCCACUGCAAAUCACAUUCCCGGGGCUGGGAGGGAGGGUGAGCAGCAGGGACCUGAUGGACUCUGGCAUCAUCAGCACUGACGUGUUCCGAGGCCUCGAGGAGGGAAGGAUCUCUGCCCAGGAGGUGGCGGAGAAUGACAUUGUUCAGCACUUCCUGCGUGGGACGAGGAGCGUGGCUGGAGUUGUCCUGCCCUCCGGGGAGCAGAAAAGCCUUUACCAGGCACUGAGGGAGCAUCUCCUGGUGCCUGGUGCUGCUCUCAUGCUCCUGCAAGUCCAGGCCUCCACCGGCAGCCUGACAGACCCCCUAAAGAACAAAAGCUACUCCGUGGAUGAGGCUGUCAGGGCUGGUCUCAUUGGCCCAGAGCUUUACGAGAAGCUGUCGUCAGCUGAGAAAGCCAUCACUGGGUACAGGGACCCCUCCACCGGAGAAAUGCUCUCCCUGUUCCAAGCCAUCAGGAAGCGCUUUGUCCCCAGGGAUCACGGCCUUUGCCUUCUGGAGGCUCAGCUGGCCACGGGGGGUGUCAUCGCCCCAGGCAGGCACCUCCGUGUCCCCAUGGAGACAGCCUGCGAGUGGGACUGCCUGGACGAGGCCACCAGGCAGCUCCUGUCCAGCCCCCCUGAUGACAUGAAGGGGUUCUUCGACCCUGGCUCCAAGGAGAAGCUGAGCUACGCAGAGCUGCUCCAGCGCUGCCUCACCGACCCCAGCUCGGGGCUCCUGCUGCUGCCGCUCGCUGGGGACGGCAGCGGAGGCUCCCCGGGGACACUCGGCUUCUUUGACCACAGGACCCAGACAGCUCUGGAAAACACACAGGUGCCCGUCGCUGUGGGGAAAUUCAAGGGCAAGUCAGUGUCUCUGUGGAAACUGCUCUUCUCUGACUACAUGCAGGGUGAGCAAAGAGCUGCGCUGGCCAAGCAGUUCCUGGCAGGAACGCUCUCCCUGCAAGGACUGGGAGAGGCCAUCAGAGCCGCCGUUGAGGAGAAGGCUGCCACCGCUAAUGUCACCUUCAAGGGCCUGAGAGAGCAGGUGACGGCUGACCAGCUCCUGAGCUCAGAAAUCAUCAACAAGGACUUGUUCAAGAAACUCAAGGAGGGAGAAACAUCGGCCAAGGAAGUGGUCAGCAUGGACACCGUCAGGAAGUACCUGCAGGGCACGGGAAGCAUCGGAGGGCUGCUGCUCCCAGACUCCCAGGAGAAGAUCAGCAUCUACCAGGCAAAGAGGAAGGGACUCCUCAGGCCGGGAACGUCUCUGAUUCUCCUGGAGGCACAGGCAGCCACGGGGUUUGUCAUCGACCCAGCUGCCAACAAGAGGUACUCCGUGGAUGAGGCUUUACGAGCAAACGUCAUCGGCCCGGACGUUUACGACAAGCUGCUGGCUGCGGAGAAAUCUGUCACUGGCUACCGAGAUCCAUACUCAGGGGAUAAGAUCUCCCUCUUCCAGGCCAUGCAGAAGGAGCUGAUCGUCAGGGACCACGGCAUCCGCCUGCUGGAGGCCCAGAUCGCCACCGGCGGCAUCAUCGACCCCGUCAACAGCCACCGCAUCCCUGUGGAGGUGGCCUACAAGCGUGGCUACUUCGACAAGAAGAUUAAUUUAAUCCUCUCCGACCCCAGUGAUGACACCAAGGGCUUCUUUGACCCCAACACCCACGAGAACCUGACGUACCUGCAGCUGAAGGAGAAAUGCAUCACCGAGCCCUCCACCGGGCUCUGCCUCCUCCCUCUGAACAGCAGGAAGAGGCAGUUCAUCGACGAGGCCACCAGGCAGGUGUUCAGGAGCUCCUGGCUGCCCGUCAGGUUUGGGCGCUUGCGGGGGGAGAAGGUCUCCGUGUGGGACCUGCUGAACUCCGAGUACUUCAGCGAGGGGAGGCGCCGGGAGAUUUUCAACCACUUCCAGCUGAGGAAGCUCAGCCUGGAGCAAAUCCGGCUCAUGCUGGAGGAGGAAAUGAAGAAAUGGGCCCCCAUCAAGUUCCCGGCCAUGAGAGGCAAUGUCAGCGCUUAUCACCUGAUGGAAACUGGUGUCAUCGACAGGGCCCUGUUUGAGCAGGUGCUGGAGGGCUCCGUCACCCCAGAACAAGUCCUGCACAUGGACUCUGUCAAGAAGUACCUCUAUGGCUCGGGCAGCAUCGGGGGGAUUGUGCUCCAGCCAUCCAACCAGAGAAUGAGCAUUUAUGAGGCCAUGAAGCAGAACAUCGUGGUGCCAGGAGUGGCCCUGCCCCUGCUGGAGGCCCAGGCUGCCACGGGCUUCAUUAUUGACCCCGUGAACAACCAGAAGCUCUGCGUGGAUGAGGCUGUCAAGGAGGGAGUCAUUGGGCCAGAUGUCCACGAGAAGCUGCAGCAGGCGGAAGGGGCCGUGACGGGCUAUAAAGACCCUUUCACGGGCAAGAAGAUCCCCCUUUUCCAGGCGAUGAAGAAGGGCCUGAUCGCGGAUAAGCAGGCCAUGCAGCUCAUGGAGGUGCAGAUGGCCACGGGAGGCAUCAUCGACCCAACGUGUGGCCACCACAUCCCCCUGGAGUCGGCCCAGCAGCGAGGCUGCCUGGAUGAGGACACCAGCAAGGCUCUUUCCAAGCCCAGCGAUGACCACAGAGUCUUCUGCCUCCCGGACAGCAAGGAGAGCGUGACCUAUGCCGAGCUCAUCCAGCACUGCCAGAAGGACGACGUCUCCGGCUUCCACUUGCUGCCUCUGGCACAGUCAGCUGCUCCUGCCUACACCGACGAGCAAAUCCAACAGAUUUUCAAGGAAACCAUGGUGAAGGAAAAAGGAGUCUCCCUCUGGGAGCUCGUGCACUCUGGGUAUUUCACCGAGGAGCAGAGGAGGGACUUCAUAGAGAGGUUCCGGUCAGAGGAGCUGUCGCUGGAGCAGCUGGUGGCUCUGGUGCUCAGGCUGGUGGGGGAGAUGGAGAUGAAAGCCAGGACCCAGAUCUCCCUGGAAGGCCUGAGGGGCAGUGUCCCUGUGGUCUGGCUGCUGGACACGGGCAUCAUUUCUGAGAAGACGUUUGAAGAACUGGCUCAGGGUGUAAGAACUCCCGAAGAAGUGGCUGCAAUGGAGAGCGUAAAGAGGUACUUGAAGGGCACAGGCAGCAUUGCUGGGGUCUUCAUAGAGGCAUCCAAACAGAAGAUGAGCUUCUACGAUGCCAUGAAAAACAAUCUCCUCCUCCCUGGGGCUGCUCUGAGGCUGCUCGAGGCUCAGGCAGCCACAGGAUACCUGACUGACCCUGCCACAAACCGGAGGCUCAGCGUGAGGGACGCCGUGAGAGCGGCUGUUGUUGGAGAGGAGCUUACUGAGAAACUCCUUCUGGCUGAGAGGGCUGUGACGGGCUACACAGACCCCUACACCGGGAGCUCCAUCUCCCUGUGCCAAGCACUCAGGAAGGAGCUCAUCCCCCUGGCAGAGGCUGUGCCCUUGCUGGAGGCCCAGCUGGCCACGGGAGGGGUGGUUGAUCCCAUCCACCACCUCCACCUGCCACUCCAGGCUGCCUGCAGGUACGGCUUCUAUGACGAGGACCUGAACCAAACCCUCUCCCAGCUGGAUGACAGCACCAAGACCUUUUUUGACCCAAACACCAAGGAGAAUGUGACCUACCGGCAGCUGAAGGACCGAUGCAUUCGUGAGGCCGAUUCGGGCCUGUGGCUCCUCCCUCUCUCAGAAAAUGCGAUGUUCUGUGUGGAUGAGCAGACCAUGAAAGUCCUGAAAUCUGUGACUGUUUGUGUCAACGUGGGGCGAUUCAAAGGACAGACCGUGUCUGUCUGGGACCUCCUCAACUCCGAAUACUUCUCAGACAGCCAGAGAAGAGAGCUGGUGCAAAAGUACAAAGAUGAGAAGGCUGAAGUGCUGCAAGAAAUCACAACAGUUAUCACCACAAUCAUCCAAGAGACUGAGGCACAGGGCAAGAAGUUCGCAUUCAAGGGCCUGAGGAAAAGAGUGUCAGCCAGUGACCUCUUCCAGUCCCAGCUGAUCGACAAAAAAACCCUGGAUGAGCUCAACCAGGGGAAGAAAACAGUCAAAGAAGUGACUGAAAUGGAGUCUGUCCGCAGGUACCUGGAGGGCAGUAAUUUCAUAGCAGGGGUCCUUAUCCAGCCAAGCAAUGAGAAGAUGAGCAUCUACCAGGCCAUGUGGAAGGGUAUCCUGAGGCCAGGGACCGCCCUGGUGCUGCUGGAGGCACAGGCAGCCACCGGCUACAUCAUCGACCCUGAGAAAAACAAGAAGUUUUCGGUGGAGGAAGCGUUAGAGGUGGGUCUGAUUGGAGGGGAGAUUUUUGAAAAGCUGCUCUGUGCUGAGCGGGCCGUGACGGGCUACACUGACCCCUACACCAAAGCACCAAUGUCCCUGUUUGAAGCCAUGAACCAAGGGUUGAUUGUGAAGAGCCACGGCAUCCGCCUGCUCGAGGCCCAGAUCGCCACCGGCGGCAUCAUCGACCCCGUGCACAGCCACCGUGUCCCCGUGGAGGUGGCCUACAAGCGUGGUUACUUCAACGAGGAGAUGAACCAGAUCCUCUCCGACCCCAGUGAUGACACCAAGGGCUUCUUCGACCCCAACACCCAUGAGAACCUGACAUAUAUGCAGCUCCUGGAAAGAUGUGUCCAAGACCCGGACACGGGACUGUACAUGCUGCAAGUUGUAAAGGAGGGAGGAAAGUACUUCUACAUUGAUGAAUCCACAAAGCAGGCUUUGCGUUCAAAGCCCCUUCAAGUGAAAGUUGGAAAGUUUAAGGACCAAGCAGUUUCUGUAUGGGAAGUCCUCUGCUCUCACUACAUCUCAGAGCAGAAAAGGAAAGAGCUGGUGAUGCAGUACAAAAGCAAAACCCUAGCGCUGGAAGAGCUGAUAUCCCUCAUCUUAAAAAUCAUCGAGGACACAGAGCGAAGAGGAGAAGCCCUCAAGGUUAAAGGACUGCGGGGAGAGGUGUCGGUGUCAGAAUUGUUCAACUCUGAGAUAAUUGACAAGAAAACUCUGGAUCAGCUGCAGGACGGCAGUCUCACAGUUGCCAGCCUCACAAAGAGGGACACCAUCCAGAGGUACCUGGACGGCACUGGGUGCAUUGCUGGGGUUCUCCUCCCGCUGAGGAAAGAGGUGAUGAGCAUCUACCAGGCGCUGAAGAAAGGCCUCCUCACAGAGCAAUGUGCCCUGGGGCUGCUGGAGGCACAGGCGGCCACCGGGUUCCUCCUUGACCCCCGGAACCACCAGAAGCUCUCUGUGGACGAGGCCGUGUCCUCUGGGCUGGUGGGCAGCGAGCUGCGUGAGCAGCUGCUGUCGGCAGAGAAAGCCGUGACGGGAUACACGGAUCCUCAAACGGGAGGUAAAAUAUCUCUCUUCCAGGCUGUAAGACAGAAGAUAAUAGUCAGGGAUCAGGGCAUCCGCCUGCUCGAGGCCCAGCUCGCCACUGGUGGCAUCAUCGACCCCUGGCAUGGCCACCGCCUGCCCGUGGAGGUGGCCUACAAGCGUGGGCACCUGGAUGAGGACAUGUUCCUCCUGCUUUCAGAUCCAGAUCACGGGAGCAAAGGCUUUAUAGACCCAAACACUCACGAGAAGAUCAGUUACAGCCAGCUGCUGCAGAGGUGUGCCAAAGACAGGGAGAGCGGCUUGUACCUGCUGCAGGUCCUGGAAAAGGAAGGCGACUAUUUCUAUAUUGAUGAGCAAACCAAAAACGCCCUGUUGUGCACAAAGGUCCAGGUGCCUGUGGGAAAAUACAAGGGACAAGUGUUAUCGCUGUGGGAGCUUCUCUGCUCCGAGUACAUCACAGAGGAGAAAAGAAAAGAACUGGUGAAAAAGUACAAAGUGGAAUCCCAACACAUUGUGCAAGGAAUCAUUGAGACAAUACUAAAGAUAAUUAGGGAAAAAGAAGAAGACAGAAGUGAUGUCUGGUUCCAGGGAAUCCGACAGCAAAUUACAGCAUCAGAACUGCUCAGUGCACAAAUAAUUACAGAGGAAACAAUACAAAAACUCCAAGAAGGAAAAGAGACGGCACAAGAAAUAGCAAAAAUGGACAGUGUGAGGAGGUACCUUGAGGGAACUGGAAGCAUCGCCGGCGUGCUGGUGCCCUCCAAAGCCGAGCCAGGCAAGAAGGAGAAGAUGAGCAUCUACCAGGCCAUGUGGAAGGGCAUCCUGAGGCAGGGCACAGCGCUGGUGCUGCUGGAGGCACAGGCAGCCACUGGUUUCAUCGUUGAUCCAGUGAAGAACCAGAAGCUCUCUGUGGACGAGGCUGUGUCCUCUGGGCUGGUGGGCAGUGAACUGAAAAACAAACUUUUAAGCGCCGAGAGAGCUGUGACAGGCUACACCCAUCCCUAUACGGGACAAAAGAUGUCCUUAUUCCAGGCCAUGAAGAAGGAGCUGAUCGUCAGGGACCACGGCAUCCGCCUGCUGGAGGCCCAGAUCGCCAGCGGCGGCGUCAUCGACCCCGUGCACAGCCACCGUGUCCCCGUGGAGGUGGCCUACAAGCGUGGCUACUUUGACCAGGAGAUGAACCAGAUCCUUUCCGACCCCGGCGACGACACCAAGGGUUUCUUUGACCCCAACACCCACGAGAAGGCUGAGGCCCAGGGCCAUGGUGCCAACGGGGCCCCCAAAUCCACAGAACUCACCCAGAACGGCAGUGCCUCAAACUCCCAGAAGGAACAGGAGCAGAAUCAGGAGCAAGAGCAAGAGCAGGAGCUGGAGCGGUCCCUCAAGUCCCACACGGUGGAGGUGUCGGCAGGCGGCUUCCACGGCAGGAAGGUGUCCCUGUGGGAGCUGCUGUUCUCCAAGUUCGUGUCAGAGGCCAAGCGUCAGGAGCUGCUGGGGCGGUUGCGGGCCGGGAGCCUGGCGCUGGCCGAGCUGGCCACGCUGCUCACCCUCCUGGUGGAGGAGGCGGCGCAGCGCAGCAGCAGCGUGAAAUUCACGGGCCUCAGGAGGCAGGUGAGCGCCUCGGACCUGCUGGACUCGGGCAUCAUCGACACGGGCACGCUGGCCGACCUGGUGCAGGGCGCCAGGACGGUGCAGGAGGUGACGCAAAUGGCCUCGGUCAAGCGCUACCUGGACGGCACGGGCGUCAUCGCCGGCGUGCUGGUGCCCUCCAAGGCUGACCCAAGCAAGAUGGAGAAGAUGAGCAUCUACCAGGCCAUGUGGAAGGGCAUCCUGAGGCAGGGCACGGCGCUGGUGCUGCUGGAGGCCCAGGCGGCCACCGGCUUCCUGGUGGACCCCGUCAAGAACCAGAAGCUCUCUGUGGACCAGGCUGUGUCCUCUGGGCUGGUGGGCAGCGAGCUGCACGAGAAGCUGCUGUCGGCGGAGCGGGCCGUGACGGGCUACUCUGACCCCUACACGGGCGACAAGAUCUCCCUGUUCCAGGCCAUGAAGAAGGAGCUGAUCGUCAGGGACCACGGCAUCCGCCUGCUGGAGGCCCAGAUCGCCACCGGCGGCAUCAUCGACCCCGUGCACAGCCACCGUGUGCCCGUGGAGGUGGCCUACGAGCGUGGCUACUUUGACCAGGAGAUGAACCAGAUCCUCUCCGACCCCGGAGACGACACCAAGGGCUUCUUUGACCCCAACACCCACGAGAACCUGACGUACCUGCAGCUGCUGCGCCGCUGCGUCCCCGACCCGGACACAGGGCUUUAUUUCCUUAACAUUUUUAGAAAAUAA
Molecule: messenger RNA, 9183 nt
Organism: Onychostruthus taczanowskii (white-rumped snowfinch)
Lineage: Eukaryota; Metazoa; Chordata; Aves; Passeriformes; Passeridae
Product: epiplakin-like
Exons: 8
Coding region: 1-9183 (3060 amino acids)
Biological process (GO): intermediate filament bundle assembly; wound healing
Cellular component (GO): keratin filament; cell junction; cytoplasm
Molecular function (GO): keratin filament binding; structural molecule activity
Source: RefSeq, a predicted model, not a curated record